Galleria mellonella (greater wax moth) is the source of this 1667-nucleotide messenger RNA. It is a transcript of the gene BGRP1, whose product is annotated as beta-1,3-glucan-binding protein 1. Gene Ontology annotation, biological process: carbohydrate metabolic process. The coding region runs from base 129 to 1601 and encodes 490 amino acids. The transcript is spliced from 9 exons. Gene Ontology annotation, molecular function: carbohydrate binding; hydrolase activity, hydrolyzing O-glycosyl compounds. Lineage: Eukaryota; Metazoa; Arthropoda; Insecta; Lepidoptera; Pyralidae. The record is from RefSeq and is a predicted model, not a curated record.
AAGAUCCGGCCAGUCAGUCAUUCAUCGUGGACGAGUGCAGAAGGUCAUCUCGGCAAUAUACACUUAGCUAUCUGCUUCAUUCGUUUCUAUUAAGUUAGACAGUGAUGACGAUAUAAUUAGUGACAAAAAUGUAUAAACAAACUGUGGUAAUAUUUUUAUUGUGUUUUUUUAUAUGUGUCUCGUGCUACGAAGUGCCACCGGCAAAGUUAGAGGCGAUAUGGCCUAAAGGUCUGAGGGUUUCACUGCCAGAUGAUGGCUACUCACUCUUCGCGUUUCAUGGAAAACUCAACGAGGAAAUGGAAGGUCUGGAAGCCGGUCAUUGGUCUAGAGACAUCACCAAGUCCAAAGGUGGUAGAUGGACCUUCAACGACAAGCAGGCCAAGUUGAAGAUUGGAGACAAGAUAUACUUCUGGACUUAUGUGAUAAAAGAAGGACUAGGGUAUCGGCAGGAUAAUGGAGAAUGGACUGUUACAGGUUACGUCGACGAGGCUGGAAAUCCAGUGGCACCUACAUCCCAGCCCGACGCUGUGGUCACUGAACCCCCAGCCGCUAUCACCCCAGCCACCGCCAUAGUCACCAAUCCUCCCACCUCCCAGAAUACUUAUCCUUGCGAAAUAUCUGUAUCCAUGGUGUCUGUACCCGGCUUUGUCUGCAAAGGACAGCUGUUAUUUGAAGAUAAUUUUAACAAAGGUAUCGACAAAGGCAAUAUUUGGACGACAGAAAAUAUGUUUCCUGGUGAACCGGAUUAUCCAUUCAACGUAUAUUUGUACGAUAAUGUACAUGUGAGAGACGGCAAAUUGAUUAUUACGCCAACAACACUCGAGUCUAAGUACGGCGAAGAUUAUGUGAGACAACAGCUGGAUUUGACGCAGAGAUGUACAGGUACAAUAGGGGCAGCUGAUUGUACGCGUGUAGCGUCCGGACCCAUAAUCUUACCCCCAGUCAUAACUUCCAAGAUCAACACCAAGAAUAGGUUCAGCUUUAAAUAUGGAAGAGUGGAGGUCAGGGCGAGAAUGCCGACUGGUGACUGGUUGAUACCAGAAAUCCUGCUGGAGCCUCGCGAUCGUAUUUACGGUAUUCAUAGUUACGCAUCAGGACUGUUGCGAGUCGCCUGCGUCAAAGGAAAUGUGGAGUACUCCAAAACCUUAUAUGGCGGUCCUAUACUGUGCGAUUCAGAACCCUAUAGGAAUGUUAAUCUUAAGCAAAAAAUUGGAUUUGACCAUUGGAAUAAAGAUUUCCACAACUAUACAUUAGAAUGGAGGCCUGAUGGUAUAUCCCUUUUCGUUGACGGAGAAAAAUAUGGAGAUGUGACACCACCGACAGAUGGAUUUUAUGGUGAUGCGAAGAAAGAGAAUGUCCAAGCAGCUUCGCAAUGGCUGAAAGGGACGUCUAUGGCUCCCCUCGAUGAUUAUUUCUACAUCUCCAUUGGAUUAGACGUGGGUGGCGUCCACGAGUUCCCCGACAGCUCCACUAAACCCUGGCAGAAUAAGGCCACGAAAGCCAUGCUCAACUUUUGGAACAAUCGCGACCAGUGGUUCCCAACCUGGUUCAAGGACACUAGCUCAUUACAAGUCGAUUAUGUUAGGGUCUAUGCAUUAUAGGAUGUAAAUAUUUUAAAAUGUGAUGUGAUUAUUUUUCAAUAAAUAUCUUUAUAUUUAAGUACAAAA